AUGGAGACUCUCACCAGACACUUAACGGAAGUACUUUGUUUUCUCACAUCUCCCCAAUCUUGUUAUGAUCAAACAUUUAAUAAGUGCCUACCUGAGCAGAGGGGAGCCGCUGACCCAAAGGAAGAGAAAGAGGAAAUCUGUCUACCUGAGGAGAGGGAGGACAAUGGCUUAAAGGAAGAGGAAGAGGAAAUCUCUCUGCCUGAGGAAAGGGAAGACACUGCUUUGGAGGAGGAAGAGGAGGAAGAGGAUGAGACUUUUGAAAUGAAGGAUGGAGAAGCCUUAUCCUUCAAGCCUAAGGAACAGACAGAGACCUUUGAAGCAGUGGAAGAACCAAUAAGCAUGUUUCCCCCUCCAAAUGUGGUUCCUCCUCCCAAUGCAAUUUCCCCUCACUCAGUGUUCCCCCCUCCAACAGAACUCACCCCUCACUCUGUGUUUCCCCCUCCAACAGAACUCACCCCUCACUCAGUGUUUCCCGCUCCAACAGAACUCACCCCUCACUCUGUGUUUCCCGCUCCUACAGAACUCACCCCUCACUCUGUGUUUCCCCCUCCAAAUGAAUUUCCCCCUCCAAGAGAGUUUCUCCUUCAAUAUUUAUUUCCUUAAAUUUUGUCUCCUCCUCAAACUUUUACUGUAGGAAGGUAUCUGUUCUGAUAUGCUCUCUCUUGCUUUGGCUCCUUGUAGCAUUUAAUAAUUUACGUUAAAAGCAAGACUAAAUUCAAUCAGAACUGUAUGUUCUAUACUAGGACCAUGUAUGUUGGUUUUCUAAC
Messenger RNA from Camelus dromedarius (Arabian camel), 767 nucleotides. RefSeq names its product fibrous sheath CABYR-binding protein-like. Bases 1 to 603 code for a protein of 200 amino acids. The transcript is spliced from 2 exons. The record is from RefSeq and is a predicted model, not a curated record. NCBI's taxonomy places the organism in Eukaryota, Metazoa, Chordata, Mammalia, Artiodactyla, Camelidae.